Molecule: messenger RNA, 1092 nt
Organism: Neogale vison (American mink)
Lineage: Eukaryota; Metazoa; Chordata; Mammalia; Carnivora; Mustelidae
Gene: TMPRSS12
Product: transmembrane serine protease 12
Exons: 5
Coding region: 1-1092 (363 amino acids)
Biological process (GO): proteolysis
Molecular function (GO): serine-type endopeptidase activity
Source: RefSeq, a predicted model, not a curated record
AUGCCAGCCGCCAUCUUGACCACUAGGAGUUCCCAAAUGGGGCUGGGGCUUCUGAGCGCCGCACUGCUGUUUGUGGGGAGCGCUCUCCCCGACUCGGGACUCCACUCACUCCCCCGAAGGACUGGGCGCAGCUCUUGGCGGGAGCAGGCCGGUGCCCCUGGGUGGCGGGAGGCCGCGCAAGGAGGGCGGAAGGCGCUCCAGGCCCCGAAGGAAGCGGGGGCCGCAGAGGAUUGUGGGACAGCACCGCUUGCAGAUGUAUUGGAAGGGUCCAGGAUAGUAGGGGGCACAGCAGCUCGAACUGGCGCGUGGCCAUGGGUAGUUAGCCUGCAGAUUCAAUCAGGCAAAAUUCUUGCUCAUAUAUGUGGGGGAAGCUUAGUGAAAAGUAAGUGGGUCCUCACAGCUGCCCACUGCACUAAGGACACUAGAGAUCCUUUAAUGUGGAGAGCUGUGAUUGGAACUAAUAAUAUAAAAGGGCAUCAUCAUCCACACUCCAAGAAGAUAAAAGUUAAAGCAAUCAUUAUCCAUCCAGACUUCAAUUUGGAAAAUUACGUAAAUGAUAUUGCACUAUUUCACUUAAAAAAAGCAGUGAAAUAUACUGAGUAUAUUCAGCCUAUUUGUCUGCCUUUUGAUGUUUUCCAAAAACUGGACCAAAACACAAAGUGUUUUAUAAGUGGCUGGGGAAGAACAGAAGAAGAAGGUAAUGCUACAGAUGUGUUACAGGAAGCGGAAGUGCAUUAUAUCUCUCGAAAGAUUUGUGGCUCUGAGUGGAGUUAUGGGAAAAUGAUUCCUGACACUUCAUUUUGUGCAGGUCAUGAAGAUGGGAUUUUUGAUACUUGCAGGGGUGAUAGUGGUGGACCAUUAAUGUGCUACUUACCAGAACAUAAACGAUUUUUUGUAAUGGGAAUUACCAGUUACGGAUAUGGCUGUGGUCGAAAAAAUUUUCCUGGUGUCUACUGUGGGCCAUCCUUCUACCAAAAGUGGCUGACAGAUCACCUCUACCAGGCAAGCAAUAAAGGCAUAUUUAACAUAAAUAUUCUACUUGGACAGGUCCUUGUAGCCUCAGGUUCUGUUGUCUUACUAGCAAUUCCAUAA